GUAGCUAUGUUGCCCUGCACUUUUGAUCAGAACGUUCGUGUUCCUAAUGAGCAGCAUGCAGUCCAAUUCAUCAUUAAUUCAGAUCUGUCUUCUUGAUUGAAGUAUUUGGGUAAGGAGUCACGGCGCGUUCAUGUAUUCCCAGUCUCGCUCAACGCCGUCCAAUCGCCUCCAACCAUAGGCGGUCCGAUCCGUCCCUGUUUCACACCGCGUCCCCUCCCCGUGCCUGCCUCCUCCUCCUCCUCUCCUCCCCUCCGCUUGGCUGCCUUAUCAUCGCUUCCUUAUUGCCAAACCUGCAAAGACAGGGCUGUACUGAAUGCAGCGUAAUUUUGACCCAUGUUCCAUUAGCUGAGCGGCCCCGAGGGCACGAGGCUUCCGCGCGGGACUGUAAUGCUACACUGUCCUCCCUCUCCGGCCAGUUCAUCCUCCUCAGCAGCGCAGAGCAAUGGACCUGAAAGCGUAGCGCUCCUCCAGCACAGCAUAUCUGCAGUCACCUGCGACUCCAAUUGGCAAUCAAUAUUGAUAGAGUAUUUGUAAGGAUUACAGCCAUAAGGCAACACGUCGCGGGGGGGAAGGCUGGAAUUAUGAAGCGCUGUCAACAUGUCUAAGGCCACUGUUAAGAAGCUGCACUGGCGCUCAAAAGUGCAGGAGAGCUUCGUCCCGCUGGGCGGAGGCUCGGGAGAGCUUGGCGUGGCCAUUGGAGGUGGUGCAGAUUAUGGAGAGUUCCCAUUCGUUACUGCAGCACCUGGGGGAGGAGCCACUGUUGGAGACAUCAUCCUUGAGAUUGGGGGAACACCUGUCCUGGGACUAACUUUGGGAGACGUAAGAGGGGUUCUCAACUCAUGUCCACAUCCCAUUCGGAUCAAAACCGUCUCUCCAGGCUCGACUCUCUGUAAGGAUCUAAGACUUUACCUGAGCAAGUGCUUUACACCAGGAUCCAUGGACAGCCAACUCCAACAAGUCAUACGGGAGAACCUCUACCUGCGCGCCGUGCCCUGUACAACAAGGCAACCACGGGACGGAGAAAUCUCAGGGGUGGAUUAUAACUUUGUGUCCAUUGAAGAAUUUUUCUCUCUGGAAGAGUCUGGAGCCUUGCUGGAAAGUGGGAAGUUCAAAGGGAACUAUUAUGGCACACCUCGGCCAGUUCACAUCGGUCCUGACAGCCCCCCCAUUACAUACCAGGAACAUCGAAACCUCCUGAGGAACUUCCGUACCCGCAGCAAAUCACUCAGCAACCUGGAAAAAGCAGUGGAGGAAGGUGACAACAGCGAGGAAGACUCUGGUCUGUCAGCGGGGUCCGCAGGGGCCAGCAGUGCGCCUCCUACCACCAUUGUCUCACCUAAUCAGACAUGGGACUUGGGCGGCGUGCGGGACGGAGGGCUUCCCAUUGAGAACGGAGCACGUGGAGGGGCAUUGCCUGAAAACUGGGAGCUGGCGUUCAGUGACACAGGAGAACCCUAUUACAUCAACCAUAACUCAAAGACCACAAGCUGGCUGGACCCAAGGACUCAGGGCAAAGAGAUUGUCAGCAAGACAGAGUUACCUGCAUUCACAGACCAGCCAUCUGAUCUGAAGGGCUAUUCCAUACACACUCGCUUGCUGAAGGGACCCCGUGGGUUUGGCUUCAACAUUGUGGGUGGCAGCAGACCUCGAGAGUUUCUGCAGGUGUACAGUGUCACUCCCGGGGGACCGUCUGCACUCAAAACAGCGGAUAUCCUGGUGUACAUCAACGACUCAUGUGUGCUGGGUUUGUCUCAUAAAGAAGUAGUAGAAAUGCUGAAAUCCGUCCCCAUGGGUCACAGUGUGGAUGUUGUUCUUCGUCGAGGUUACCCCAUGCUCUACAACCCUGAUGGCUGCCCCAAAACCAGUCUCGCCUCCCCUUCUGACACACCCAACACCAACCCUGCAGCCCCUGGUUCUGCUCAAUCCCAGGUCCAGCAUCCUGAUGGACAGCAACCUGCCUUUGUGAACCUCAACCGCUCCAUGUCACUCCACAACAACUUCUACCCCCGCAUGCAGAAAGAGGCCUUGGAUGCCAAUGGGAACACUGCACCCCAGCCUUCCUACUCAAUGGCCAAUGGAAAUGGAGUUGGAGGGAUUAUAGGGCUGGGGGCGGUGCCUUUAUCAAACGGCCCCGCCCCUUCAGAGCGAAUGAGCUCCAGUCAUAGCGAUACAGAGGUCAGCUCUGUUGUCACACGCAGAGCUUCCCUUAUCAGAAGCUACAACAACAACUCUCUUCCAGCCCCUUCUCACACCAAUCACAGUUCCAAGUCUUCCGAGAGUGAUUUCUCUUCUACUGCGCUCCCACUACCCCAGCCUGAGGUGGGUCCUACUGCUCCACCACCAGGAGCACCCAGCAUCCAGCGGCCUCCCAUGCCCCAAACAUCUCUUGCCGUCGCACCCCCAACCGAGCACCCACCCUGUGGUUUCAACGGGUGUCCAGCCAACAACCCCCCGCGGCCUCUCCCGGGUGGCCUAGGGUCCCCAGGAGCCCCAGGUGGGGUAGGCUGUGGGGGAGGGGGUGAGCUGGUACCUGUGGCCUUGGGCAGGAGCGAGGGAGGGGGAAUGGGUUUCAGUGUGACGGCUGGGGGGCAGGGAGGUCAGUUGGCAGUGGUGAAGAGAGUCUGGGACAGGCGACAGUGCCACUCCUUACAGCCAGGGGAUGCCAUUAUUAAAAUCAACGGGGCUGAUGUGCAGAGCCUCAGCUUUGCACAGGUGCAGCGGGUGCUGCAAGAACAUACCAAACAGGGGGAGGUGGUCUUACUGGUUUACAGAGGAGGUCCUCUUUGCUCCCCAGGCUCCCCGAAUGCCUAUAAGAGACCCCCUCCUUCACUGGGCACUCCUGAUCUGACCUCGCCCUCCUCUGAUGGUGCUGUGCCCAGCCAGAGCACCCUCUCUCCCUCCUCGCCCUGUGGUGACCUUCCCAACCUGGUCCAAAGCACCAGCUUCCUGGACUCAGUGCCCGUUACCCUGACCCUAGAGCCUCGGGACUGGUUAGGAGUGGAGGACGGACCUGCUCAGUGGAGCCGAACUGCUGUCUCUAACCCUGGCGCAGUAUCUAAAAGCCAUGUGGACACAAGGGCAGCAAUCUCUUCCAGAGCCAUGGAUGUGGAGUUGAGACGAAGACCAGGAGAAGGAUUCGGGUUUGUCAUUGCAUCCCAGGAUGUAGUGAAUGGAACCUCGUCUCUAGUGUCUCAUAGGUUUGUGACGGUGCGUCGGGGGAGCCCAGCGGCGCGCAGUGGUCAGAUUCAGCCAGGAGAUCAGCUAGAGGCUGUGGAGGGCAGAUCGGUGGUCACGCUGCCUCACAGAGACCUUGCACAGAUCCUACGCAGAGCUGGAAACACACUCAGACUCACCAUCGUACCACGCUCUCACACCAACAAUAAUCUGCCUGAAUACCCUGACUUUGAUGCUGAGAGCCGGUUGAGGAAAGGGCAUCGGGCCAAGCAAAAGGAUUCCCAGUUUUAUAAUGUUGAUCUUGAGAGGGGACCAACAGGAUUUGGUUUUAGUUUGCGAGGUGGAAGUGAGUAUAACAUGGGUCUGUAUGUGCUUGGUCUGAUGGAGGGCGGCCCGGCCUCACGCAGUCAGAAAAUACAGGUGAGUGAUCAGCUGGUGGAGAUUAAUGGAGACAGCACAGUCGGCAUGACACACAGCCAGGCCGUUGAGCAGAUCCGAAAGGGAGGAGCACGGAUACACCUCGUACUGAAGAAAGGCAACGGAUACGUACCGGAUUAUGACCAUGAAGCCGGAGCCGCUUCCCCCUCCUCCGUCUUCUCCGAGGAGCCGCUGGUGGCUGCAGUAGAUCACACUCCUCUGAGGAGCAGCAGAUGGGUGGAUGACAGUGGACGAGAGAGAAGAGAGAGGAGGGGGAAGGGUAGAACGAGUAGAGGAAGUGGAGCAGACGAGGGCAAGCAUGGCUGGGCAGAGGACGUCAGCACAGUUGGUAGCUCCCGGUCCACGAGGAGAAGGAAAGAGCAACAGAUGCGUUCACGGAGUUUACCUGGUACACUGAGAGGCCAAGAAGGGUCACGGAGAGAAGAAGAUGAAGAAGAGGAGAAGGGAGAUGGAAAACAGGGGGAAAGGAAGGGAGAGGGGGAGCGGCAAAGAGGAAGGCAAAAAAGCAAAAGCAUGGGGGAGAGAAGACAAAAAGCAAAAGAUGUUAGGUCACAGAGGGAGAACAGCCUCCCAGUGAAUGGAGAAAAGGAGGGAGGAAGAGAAAAGAGGGAUAAGAACAGAUCCAGCACAACCGAGGUCACACAACGCGCACCUUUCUCCUUCCUCAUGCCUUUGGACAAUGACGAUGAUGGGUCAGGCGCAGAAUCGGCUCACAGCUUCUCUGAAGUCAGUGUGUCUGCAGCCAGCAUCGCAUUUUUGGGGACUCAGUGGCCCCCGGAUCCCUUCAGCCCUUCAGAGGCUUCCGGAUCUUCAACAAAAGCCCCGGGACCCUGGCUUGUCCCUAGCCCUCACAAACUCUCUCAGGUUUUAGAGGGGAAAAGGCUGAGCCAGAAAAAUGAAGGACUGUGGUCCUAAUGCUAUUUCACCUUAAAGGGAUAGUUCACCUAAACACACCUCCUCAUGUCAUUCCAAUACUGUAUGACCUUCCUUCUUCGAGAAGAAUUGUGAAGUUAAGCUGUUUAGCCCAAAGUAUACUUCUUAUGUGAAUGGAAGCAUGCUUGCACAGCCUUUUUAAAGUGUAAUCUAUUUGUAAGCAUAUUGUAGACCAGUGUCUCUCAACCACAUUCCUCGGAGAACCACCAGCUCUGCACAUUUUGCUUGUCUCCUUAACCAAACACACCUAAUUCAGAUCAUCAGCUCAUUAGCUGAUGAAAGUCACGGGCUGUUUCUCAAUAUGUGUUUUUCAGUGAACUUGUGUGCUUGUGUUUUCAUGUAACAUGUUUAUCAACCAUGAAAGUUCAGUUCCAAAACUCAGACUGCAAGAAUGCAGGACGCGAGAAAGUUCCCUGAUGUGUUCUUGGUAUCGAGAAUGCACCAGUGCACCAAUGCUGACUUGAGCACGCGAACUCCCUCUAGAAGUCCCAGAAUUCGUUGUGGAUGAAUAAAGAAGGUGGGAAGUGCAGAAUUUUAUAUAGAUUUCUUCAGUCUCUUAAAUGUUCAGAGAUAAAACUUUUAAGAUUAAAAAAGUAAACGAUACCAUGAAAUGGCAUGGAGACACCCCACCCCCGCUCUUCAUUUUCGUCUAAGACACUAAGCAAAAAUUUCCGUUAAAAAUUUGUGAAGGUCUUGUGACCAUCAAGAAAGAACACAGCAUCUUAUUUCUCACAGGAUGUGUUCUGUGUUUCUACGGUCGUUCUCGUUCUUCCGAGGUGACCUGGCAAGACUGGUCUUCAUAAGAACGCAAGUCUCUCUGCAUUCUAGGAAUUGAGAAACAGCCCAUGUUUCCUUAAGCAGAGUAACAAGGGAGACAUCCAAAACAUGCAGCGUUGGAGGUCCUCCAGGAAGGUAGUUGAGAAACACUGCUGUAGACACUUUACAGGUGCACACUAAAAAAAGUCAUUCUCCUUCAGUGUCUGCUUUUUCUUUCCAAAAGAUGCCUUGCCUUAUAAACAUGGGCGUCUACAGUGGUUUAAUGUUGUAUUUCUUUCCUGAUUGUCAAAGACAUUAAUAUAACUUGUAUAUUACAUUAUAUUCCAAUUCUCAAGAGUCAUAUAAUAGCCAUAUUCAGACCAAUCCCCAAAUUAAUGUUAUCUAAAUCAGUGUUUCUCAACCACGUUCCUGGAGGACCACCAACCCUGCAUGUUUUAGAUGUCUCCUUUGUCUGUCAAAACCA
Danio rerio (zebrafish) is the source of this 5785-nucleotide messenger RNA. The record is from RefSeq and is a predicted model, not a curated record. NCBI's taxonomy places the organism in Eukaryota, Metazoa, Chordata, Actinopteri, Cypriniformes, Danionidae.